Haliotis rufescens (red abalone) is the source of this 1348-nucleotide messenger RNA. RefSeq lists its product as uncharacterized. The transcript is spliced from 13 exons. Lineage: Eukaryota; Metazoa; Mollusca; Gastropoda; Lepetellida; Haliotidae. The record is from RefSeq and is a predicted model, not a curated record. Bases 8 to 1327 code for a protein of 439 amino acids. Gene Ontology annotation, cellular component: plasma membrane.
AAACCAAAUGACGUCAUACGUAUGUUGUGGAGCAAUGGCGGACAAAAGAAACAUGAAGCUCACCCUUGCAGUUUACACGCUGUUUAUUUUGGUUGGUCAGUGGACGGGUGAUAUGAAAGAAUACAGAGAGAACCCAGAGUAUUUGCUGGAGCUAUGUGACACAAAACAAUCCAAUGAUGUCAAAGACGAAGGGUGUCGUGAGGCCAAGAACGCGACUCUGGUAAAAAAACAUAAGUACAUGUCGUCCAUAUGGUGUGCAAAACAGUGCUGGAAAGAUAAAUUCAAAUAUUCUCUCGUAAAACGAGGAGACCACUGCCUCUGUUCUCAAGUCCUGGGAAGCAAGGUAGACAGCAACAAGUGCAACAUCCCCUGCCCAUCGUCCAAGGCACAGAACUGUGGGGGCUAUCACGUGGUCAACGUUCUCUAUACAGGAUUUGUAUCCUUCAACUGGAAACGUCUUGGGAAGAUGUACAGCGACGCUAUGAAGUUUAAAGAAAAGCGAGCACGCCAGAGGACGAAGCUCAUGGCCAAAUAUGACAAGGGCAAAUGCAUCCAGUGGAAGCCGAAGAAGGCCUUGACAAUCGAUUCAGAAAUAAUGACCGUCGAGAUGUGCGUCGUCCACUGCUUCCACUACAAAUACGUGUACGCCUUGCUCACGCUCAGCACGUACUGCAAGUGUACAUCUGACUCACCGGAAGUACUGUCGUCAGGUAAAACCAUGGAGAAGAUUCUGGAACGAGGCGAGAAGACUUCCUGUACAAAAGUGUGUGGAGGCAACCGGAAACAAAUCUGCGGCGGCGCCAUUAACGUCAACAGCGUCCACCUCACAGGUCACUACGACUCCAAGGACCAAGCCAGCAGGAAGGACUUCAAGAAGCUGCCAGCUCUCGAAAGCCACUGGAAGAAGUACUUCCUGAAGAAUAAGGAAGUCUUGCUGGGCGUGGCAAAGGGGAAUGGGAUCAUUUUGAGAUCGCCUGCAAGUACUACUCCCGGCACAGAUGUGGUCGUUGUUGACGAAGAUGGACAUGAUAAUACCACCGCCAAAGUCGUCGCGGGCGUCGCAUGCGUGGGGCUGAUAGGGCUCGUCGUCGCUCUUGUUAUCUUCAUCAAACGGCGUAAGAAGGAAACAGAGAUACCACAGGGCAGCGACGGGGGGGCGGCAGGCAAAAGGAUUAAGGAAGAAUUGUCCAAGAAACAAAAAUCACUCCGUGGCGAGGGGAAACCUAAGAAAGAUAGAAAGUCAAAAGACGCGGGCAAAAAGGAGAAGCACAGUCGACAUAAGGCCACAGACAGAUCCAAGGAAAAAAAGAAGAAAAAGAAAAAAUGAAUAAAUCCUAUACAUUUAUAA